Molecule: messenger RNA, 2799 nt
Organism: Cottoperca gobio
Lineage: Eukaryota; Metazoa; Chordata; Actinopteri; Perciformes; Bovichtidae
Gene: bmp7b
Product: bone morphogenetic protein 7b
Exons: 7
Coding region: 236-1519 (427 amino acids)
Biological process (GO): BMP signaling pathway
Cellular component (GO): extracellular region
Molecular function (GO): growth factor activity; cytokine activity
Source: RefSeq, a predicted model, not a curated record
UGCUCGCAGCCUCCACUCUGCAGUUGCAUGCUGCACUACGGUUGGUAGCUGUUGGCCAAUCAACAAAAGGGCUUUGAAGUUAAGUUGAUGUUUUAUUUGGGCGCACUUCCCUCAAUAUGAGGGUCCGUACCUGACUUUGGAUAUUGAACACAGGCUGCCUGUUACUACAAGUUCAAUAUCCAUUUCCCAGAGUUUCGGCAAACAGAACUGGGCGCAAUUACGCACGGCGAGUACCAUGGCACCGAUUUUGGAUAGACGUGCUCCGGCUUUGCUCUUGGUUUGGAGCUACUGCGUGCUGGCGAAUACCGCUUUUACGAACUUUACUUUAGACAACGAGUUCCACUCCAGUUUCAUCCACCGUCGACUGAAGAGCCAGGAGCGCAGAGAGAUGCAGCGGGAGAUCCUGUCGAUCCUGGGGCUGCCGCACCGGCCGCGACCCCACCUCCACGGAAAGCACAACGCUGCUCCGAUGUUUAUGUUGGACUUGUACAACGCCAUGUCCACGGAGGGGGACGAGGACAGAUACUCGUAUCCCUACAAGCCCGUCUUCACCACCCAAGGCCCCCCGAUAGCCAGCCUGCAAGACAACAACUUCUUGAACGACGCAGACAUGGUCAUGAGCUUUGUCAAUCUGGUAGAGCACGACAAGGAAUUCUUACCAGUGCGGCGUCAUCACCGUGAGUUCAGAUUUGACCUAUCACGGAUCCCCGAGGGCGAGGCGGUCACUGCUGCUGAGUUUCGUAUUUAUAAAGACUUCAUCCACGAACGCUUCGAUAAUGAGACCUUCCGCAUUAGCAUAUUCCAGGUGUUGGAGGAACACACUGAUAGGGAGUCAGACCUGUUUCUGCUGGACUCUCGGGUGAUCUGGGCAGCAGAGGAGGGCUGGUUGGUGUUUGACGUGACAGCCACCAGUAACCACUGGGUCCUGAACCCUGGCAAGAACCUGGGUCUGCAGCUUGCCCUGGAGAGCACAAAAGGAGAGAGCAUCAAUCCUCGUGUGGCAGGGCUGAUUGGUCGCAGUGGGCCUCAGAAUAAACAGCCCUUCAUGGUGGCCUUCUUCAAAGCCACUGAGGUGCACCUGCGAAGCAUCCGCUCAGCGCAAGGAGGGGCCAAACAGCGAAACCCCAACCGCUCCAAAGGGACAAAGAGCCAAGAGGCACUGAGAGUGGCCAACGUUGCAGAAAACAGCAGUACUGAUCAGAAGCAGGCGUGCAAGAAGCACGAGCUCUACGUCAGUUUCAGAGACUUGGGGUGGCAGGACUGGAUCAUCGCUCCAGAAGGAUAUGCGGCGUACUAUUGCGAGGGAGAGUGUGCCUUCCCGCUGAACUCCUACAUGAACGCCACAAACCAUGCCAUUGUGCAAACCCUUGUUCAUUUUAUUAACCCGGAGACGGUUCCUAAGCCUUGUUGCGCCCCCACACAGCUCCACGCCAUCUCAGUGCUCUACUUCGAUGACAGCUCCAACGUCAUCCUCAAGAAAUACCGCAACAUGGUGGUCAGAGCUUGUGGCUGCCACUAGGCUGUCAGCGUUCACAUCAAGACACACACAUAUGCACGCUCACAUGAGUAGAAAGGGCUUCUUCUUGCUGUCAGGCACCAUUUGAAACAUCGAGAAUGGAUUAAAAACAAAUCCAGUACAUGUAUUUAAUGAACGUUCUGAGAGGUGAAGACCGUCUCCUGUGUGGAGGGUACUCUCGUUUCGUUUUUAAAGGUUGCCCUGAAGUAAACACGAUGUUGUGUGGCAAAACGGGAAUUUCAUUCAAUUUUAGACUCCUCGCACACAAGUGCACACACACGCACAAACAAACACGCACACACACACUCACGUUUGUGCUUUCUACUGUGUAUACGAGACAUUAAAAGCAGUGAUUGUACUGUAUAUUCAUCCACAGUCAGCAAUCUUUUGUUUAUUUUAAUACUUGUUAUUGUAGUUGAUUCUUUUACUGUAGAUUUUAUUAUAUAUAAAUAUAUAUAUAUUUUUAUGACUGAGAGACUCGAAUGGAUGUUCUGAAUUUCUUCUAUGUACAAUACUGUGUAAAUAAUUUUUUUUCAAACAAAGCAAGAAGUGUAUUUAUUUCCUAGAAUGUCACUUGGGUUUGUGUUUUUUCUCCUGUAUGUAAUGCUGCCGGUUUUCUUUCACACGAUAGUACACACAAACUCUGAGGAAAUGAAAACAAAGUUGACGGAAAACUACUUUGACACGAGCGUUGAGUUCACACUCAAUGCGCCUCACGUGUUCAUGCACACUGAUGGCAAUAGGCCAUUUUUUGACAACUUGGACCUGUUUAAAUGUCUACAUACUUCACAUGUUUAAAGCAACAAUCAGCUGAACUGUCAGAAAGAGAGAGCGUUGUACGAAGCAUCUUAUUUUGUGUGCUAGACGUUUUCAGGUUUAUAUUCCUCUGCUGUAAUACAAUCUGUCGUAUUUAAAAGGUCUAUUUAUUGAGAGCUGGCUAAGAUGUUCUACAGUGUACUCCAAUGUCUCAACCAUGUUUUACUGCUGAACUGGUUGCAACAAUAAACUGGGAGAAAAGCAACAAAAACCACCUUGAGGUGUGUUGUUUAAUCUGGUUGAAGAGCAGAAUUAAAUCGACACGCUGGUGUUCUCGACACAGUCCCGCACAACUACUUGCUUGGAUUGUAGCUGCUGGAUGUUAAUACAUUUACAUUAGAUUGGAUGUCUGCUGACCUGAGAUCAGUCUGAGUGUGUUUCCUUUCCAUGUGCAAAAACAAACUGAAAACCUUUGUUUUCUCAGGUUUAUGUUGAGGUACAGUGUGUGUCUGUGUUAGUGGUUUAUG